UCCUCUUGGACUCGGAAAUGCUCAGUCUGGAGGCGACCGGGGUCUGGCUCCUCAUUGGGCACGCCUUCUCUGGUCCCGCCUCCGUGGUCAAGGCCGCCUCUGAUUGGCGAGUGGUCGGGCGCUACGCGGAGUCAGGUCAGGUCGCGUGGGCUCGGUUCGGCGGCCGCGGCGCGGGUCCCCACCAGGGACCCUUUGCCUCCUGGAGAAGCCCCUCUGAACGUCUCGGGCUCCCUGCCCUGCGGAAGUGCUGUGCCGGGUUCCAGUUCCGACGCUGCCGGUUGGUGAAUUACUUGCUGGUCAUCAGGGGGAAAUCAUAAUGACUGUGGAAAGAUGUGGCCUCUCCCAUCUUAGCCUAGAUGAAUCUUACCACCACUGAACGUGGGCCGUGACAUUUUUGUGUCUCCAGCAUCACCUGUGAGUUUUGUUUCCAAAAAUCUUUAACUUCAACAUCAUAAAGCAGGAACUACAGGAUUGAAGGGGGAAAAAAAUGACACCAAGAGGAAAAAUCUAAAGCAAACGAUAGGACGGACUGCAGAGCAAAUAGCUUAGCCUCUUAAAUUAAGCCAGUGUCAUUUAAUGAAAUAAAGUCCUUCGCUGCUUUUGCUGGGCUGCUGCUCGUCUGGAACCAUGGUGCCCUCGCUGUGGAAGGGGCUGGUGGGCGUCGGCCUUUUUGCUCUAGCCCACGCAGCCUUCUCCGCUGCGCAGCAUCGUUCCUACAUGCGAUUAACAGAAAAGGAGGAUGAAUCCCUGCCAAUAGAUAUAGUUCUUCAGAUACUUCUGGCUUUCGCAGUUACCUGCUACGGCAUAGUUCAUAUUGCAGGGGAAUUUAAAGACAUGGAUGCUACGUCAGAACUAAAAAAUAAGACAUUCGACACAUUAAGGAAUCACCCAUCGUUUUACGUCUUCAAUCAUCGUGGUAGAGUACUAUUCCAGCCUUCGGAUACAACAAAUUCUUCAAACCAAGAUGCAUUGUCUUCUAACACAUCCUUGAAGUUACGAAAACUUGAAUCACUGCAUCGUUGAGAUUUUUACAAAUCAUAACAACAGGACAGGACACAGAGCUGGGAUAUUGGCGUUGGGGGUCUAUAAAACACCUCCCCCCAUCGAUACUUACCUUGAUCUUUCAGACCUAAUUUUUAAAAAGUUUAUGCCCCUGGUUUUUAUACUGUUAAAUCAUUGAUGCAGUAUAAAAUAGCUAUGAAAUGAAUCUUGGAUCUUUUUUUCCCAUUUAAAACAAAGAGUUCUUUUUCCCCAUUUAAAACAAAUAGGCAUCUUUUGUAAAAGUCACUGUUUUGAACACAUUUCCUUGAAAAAAAAUGUUGAUGUGUUUGUACUUGUUUUCUCAGAUUUCGUUUCCUUUGCACUACAGUUUUUAGGACCCUUUUGGAAACUGACUGCUGCAUUUUGCUGCAUGAAUGAUAAUAAAAUGGUCUUCAGCUCUUAACAAGUGGACUUCCCUGCAGAGAUUUAAAAAGGUGACAUCAGUUUUUGUAGGCCCUCUAAAAAGGGGCUCUGCUUCAGGAGUUACUUGCCAGAUUUUAAUUUAUCCCUCACUUCUCACCCCACCCGACUCCCAUAUACCUUCUAACGUCAGCUAUCUCGUGGCAUCACUGGAGUUCCGUGUGCAGUGAGCAAUUUUUGUGUCAGAAAUUCUUUGUCAUAACAAAUGUACUUAACAAACUCAACUCGCUGUAAAGCUACUUGUAUUCUCUUUGUUUAUCUGUAAAAAAUGUCCCUAAUUGGUUAUGUAGUGUAAGAAUGUUGAAGAUACACCAAAAAGACCCUUUGGGAUUUAAUUAUCCUGUUUAUGUAGAAGAAGAAGAAUCACUGAGGAAAACUGAUUACUUGUCAUUAGCCAGUUUAAUUUAUUCAAAUUCUGUUAUUUUAUUGCAUACUAUACUAGUGAAUUAGUAAAAAUAAACUUCUCAUUAAAGGAAUUGGGCCCAAAAUGGUCUAAACAUUUGGAAAUACUAUCUUUAAUUUUUUUUUUCAUUAAUAUCAUUUAAGAAUUUUUUUGUGGCUUCUGACUUGUAGCAGGCUUACAGUUUUCCAUCUUCACUGUAUGUUGCUGAAGAUGAUACAGAGUAGUACUUUUUUAGGAACAGUAAUUUUAGUUUUAGGGAAAUUUGGCUAGCCUUUUGAUCUGCAGAAAGCUUAACAUUUCUUGGUAGAGAAAUUUUAUUGAAUUCUCAGGUAUGAAAACAUUGCUUAUGUGGAAUUGUAUAGAUGUAAAGGGAAUAACUAUGCAGAUUUGAAAAGGAAAUGAGCUUUAGGCAAGAAUCAUAUGAUGCCCUUAGGCUUGAUGGCAUUUUUUCCACUAGAAACGAACCUUAGCGCUUCUGUUCUGCCUGGAGACACAGCCCCAAAGCGGGAGAUUAUUUUGUCAUUGGGCUUCUAUUGUUUUAUUUAGUUUUGUUUUGCCAACCUCGUCUGCCUGUGGAAUACUAGCUCUGCUCUCUAAGGAGAACAAAGUUGGAAAUCUUCUGAUAACCUAGAAUAACUUAGAAGUGCGUUAAAGAGGUGAAGUCGGGGGUUAAAAGUGGUGAUAAAAUCAAAACAGUGUGUUCGAAACAGCUCCUUAUAUUCCUUGGGGAUGACUAGAUUCCCAAGGGCCUCUUGUUGUCUUUUCUUGGGGCUGUGUUCCUUUCCUAAUAAGCUUUCAGAACAACUUUAUUAAGAUAUAACUCACAUUCCUUAUAAGUCACCCACUUAAAAGGUACAGUUCAGUGGUUUUGUAAUAUAGUCACUAGUUGCGCAGCUAUGACCACAGUCAAUUUGAGAACAGUGUUAUCUGUCACCCCCAAAAGAAACUGUAACUCUUUAGCAGUCAUCUCUCAUUUUCCCCAAUGCCUCCCAGCCCCAAGCAACCACUAAUCUACUUUCUGUCUGAUUUGCCUCUUCUGGUCUUUUAAAUGGAUUCGUUCAAUAUUUGGUCUUUCAUAACUGGCUUCUUAAAUACAGCUUUGUUCUAUGGAGAGUGAGAACUUAUCUUGAGAACUGUGACUGCUGUGAAAGGAAGUGUGGUUGGUGAAAUCAGUAGAUGUAAGACGAAGGGUCAAAUUUUAUUUAUAAUGCUAUAAAACAGUCCAUGACUACCUAGGGUAGUCCCAAAAAUGUGAUGCAAGCUAGUUCAGUCUGCAGUGGACUAUUGAAGGCUCUCUAGAAUAUGGGAAGACUCACUUCUUAAUAACCAGGGAACCAGCUACAUGCGAUGGGCUAAUAACCCAUCUGCACAAGUGCAGAUGUAUGAAUCAGGCCAUAAUGCCCUGUAACUCCCUUUUUCACACGUCCUCCAUCCAAAAAUGGCUUCUGUGGUCAAAGCUGGAAAAGACUGUGUUGUUCACUUCCUCUUGGAGAGUCCAGAGUCCAUGACCACAGGGAGGAAUCUGAGAAUACCGGUAAUGAAGAAACCUGCUGCGCUCUGUUCAGUCCUGACUUUCCCAAACCUUUGGUGUCGGGAAGCAUGUUACCGAGCAUGUGGGAAAUGCCUGGAUUUUUGAAGGAUGAUUGCUCGGUUCUUGAAGAAUCAUAUUAACUAAACCCUUAAAUUAUCCAGAAAAUUGAAGACAAGCAAUGAUGUUAGCUAGAUGUUAUUUAUUGGUUUAAUAUGAUUUCAAAGCCAUUUGUUUAUGACUUAAACGAAGUUGUUUUAACCUAUCUGUUUAUGGCCUAGCAACUUAAGAUGACAGCUUAUCUCCUCUGUUGAUAAGCUGUUAGCAGCUCAUCUGCUAGGGACCCCGCUGGGGCUUAUCAAUAACAUGUGGAGAAGCGACUAUAGCUAUAUUAGUAUUAUCUAUAGUCUUAGUUUUAUAGAGUAUUUAGAUGAUACAUACAGUAUGUGAGGACUAUUCAAGAGUCAGUCUGGGCAAGGCGCACUUUGCUGAGCUAGCGCCCUGAAGACCUUGGGGCAUUCCUGUCUUUGUGAGGCGUUGCCUCACAGACAGUGGUGAUAAAGCUUGCAGUGACCCCUUUGAGGAAUCAUCCUGCCCACUACCACGUUCCUUAGCAACGUGCUCUGGCAACAGUGGACUUCUCAUUUUGUGCUGGCAGCUGGAAGUCAGCUCCAGGUUGGUUAAGGGUGGCCCUCCCCAGUGCCUACUUGUAGAAACAGGUCCACUUCAGCUAAAUUUGGGCAUUAUUUCUCUCACUUCCCCUUGCCUGGAUAAGAGUAUAAUUAACCUAGCAUUGCUUUGGCUUAAGUUACUACCUUUUUAAGAGACGUUAUCCUGGAUGCUAUGCGCUUGUGACAUUCCCUCAAUGAACCGGUGUUAAAUAAAUGGCUGGCAAAGACAAAA
Messenger RNA from Eptesicus fuscus (big brown bat), 4295 nucleotides. RefSeq names its product ER membrane protein complex subunit 5-like. Lineage: Eukaryota; Metazoa; Chordata; Mammalia; Chiroptera; Vespertilionidae. Gene Ontology annotation, cellular component: Golgi apparatus; plasma membrane; EMC complex. The record is from RefSeq and is a predicted model, not a curated record. The transcript is spliced from 3 exons. Bases 628 to 1023 code for a protein of 131 amino acids.